Molecule: messenger RNA, 1294 nt
Organism: Eupeodes corollae
Lineage: Eukaryota; Metazoa; Arthropoda; Insecta; Diptera; Syrphidae
Product: clavesin-1-like
Exons: 3
Coding region: 368-1243 (291 amino acids)
Cellular component (GO): membrane
Molecular function (GO): phosphatidylinositol bisphosphate binding
Source: RefSeq, a predicted model, not a curated record
UUUUGUUUUUGUGUCUUACUGUAACAGUCGAUAGGAGAUUUCCAUUCUGAAAAGUCGUUGAUUUACUGGUGUUUUUUGAAUGAUAAGACGGGAGUUUUUGAGUUGAGUUGAUUUCAACCAAGACUAAGAAAACAAUAGAAAUUGUUUAUAAGCCAAUUCAGCAAAAUCCAUUAUGCACGCAAACUUACAUAUUUUAAUCGAAUUGUGAUAACUUUUGUUGUUGUUGUUGUUUUUUAAGUUUCGUUUAAGUUUUGCGAUUAGAUAAAUUAUAAAAAUUAUUAUUUUACAAACAAAAAUCAGUGCCUGAUUGGGUGUACUUUUAAACGUUGCCGUGUGCUGUCGUGCGAGUGUCUAAUAGAGCCUUGACAUGGAAAAUAGCACUGUGGAAUUCAAUAUUCGAGUAGGAUAUACGAGUGAAGAUGCUAAGAGAUUAGCCGAGACUGAGUUGCGUGAAACGCCUGAAAUUAAAGAAGCAGCUAUAAAAGAACUUCGAGCGCUGCUGCACGCCAGCCCCGAGCUUAACUUCAAAGAUGACGAUGAUUUCCUGUUGGUGUUCCUGAGAGCAUGCCACUUUUACCCACAGAGUGCGUUAAAAAAGAUGAAAUCAGUUGCCGCUUUCCGAAAGAAUUACGCCAACCAAGUUCGGGGAAUUCUUAUUGAAAAUCUCAAAGACAAAUUCAUCCAAGGCAAUGUUAUAAACGUCCUCAAGAAUCUAGAUCAACAUGGACGACGUGUAAUUAUUUUACAUAGUGGAGCUGUUUGGGAUCCAUCUUUUAUCUCGGCUGAUGAAUCCUUUCAAUUACUCUAUGCAACUCAUCUUAUGGCUUUACUGGAACCAGAAACACAAAUUCGAGGUGUUGUGUGCAUUCUGGAUUUCGAAGGACUUUCAUUUAAACAAGUCAAAUCAUUGACUCCACCUUGUUUGAUACGUGUGCUGACGUUUAUUCAGGAUGCAUUUCCGAUUCGUUUGAAGGAAGUUCAUAUUAUGAAGCAGCCUUAUAUAUUUAAUGUAGUUUGGUCACUCGCUAAACCACUGAUUCAGGAAAAACUUCGGAACAGGAUAAUCUUUCAUGGAAACGAUAUGAAAUCCUUGCAAAAAUAUAUAGAACCUGAUUAUUUACCGAGGGACUACGGAGGUUAUCUUCCAACCAUUGAUUAUGGAGGCUUAGAAUGGUACUCCGCUGUUGAGAUUCAUCGAGACUAUGUCCGAGAAUGGUCAGAACUUGGUCCUGCCAAGUGGUGAUUUUUGUAAAGAAAUUAAUCUAGUUUUAUAAGUAAAUUUUUGUAUCAAAAA